AUGAUGUUACCGAGCCCCGUCACCUCCACCCCUUUCUCCGUCAAAGACAUCCUCAACCUGGAGCAGCAGCAGGACCCGCGCUAUGGGGCCCAGCUCCCGCACCACCUGGAGCACCACUUCCACCCCGCCGCCUGCCUGCUGGCGGCCGCCGACGGCGCCCGCUUCUCCGACGGCGAGGAGGAGGAGGAGGAGGAGAAGCUGUCCUACCUGAGCCCCAUGGCAGCGUCCGGCGGCCAGGCGGACGCGCGGAUCUCCGCCGACAACUACGUGCACGCCGUGCUGCGCGGCUCCUGCGAGGCCCCCGGCCCGGGAGAGGAGCUGGACACCGCGGCCCGCGACCCAAGUGAGUAUCGGCCCCGCCGCGCUGCCCCGCCCUGCGCCGCCCCGCCGGGACGGGCCCGCGCUCGCUCCCCGCGGUGCGUUCCCAGCCCGCUGGGCACCGCCCCGCGAAGCCCCGGUGCCCGCCGCCGCGUCCCUUGGGCAUGUCGAGCCGGGACUGGCACGUCGUGGGGCUGCCACCGCCCGCCGCCGCUCGCCGUCCCCCCCCCGUCCCCCAACGAGAAGCGCCUCCGCAGGGCCCCGAUCCGGAGCUGCCGGAUCAGGCCCGCGCUCCGCAGUUUCGGUCUCCCCGGCCGCGGCGCUGGAGCUCCCAAAGAUGUUUGCAGCGGAGCCGUCUCGGAGCCGCCGAGAUGGACGCAGCCCGGGGGCUCGGUAUGCCUCCCCCCUCGCCCAGCGAUGCCCACCGUGUCCUCCCCCUGCCCUCCCCGUGCGUGUCGUUCGACGGGCCCUCCGCCACGAGCAGAGGACCAGGUUUUGUAG
Messenger RNA from Haliaeetus leucocephalus (bald eagle), 819 nucleotides. It is a transcript of the gene NKX2-3, whose product is annotated as NK2 homeobox 3. Bases 1 to 819 code for a protein of 272 amino acids. Lineage: Eukaryota; Metazoa; Chordata; Aves; Accipitriformes; Accipitridae. The record is from RefSeq and is a predicted model, not a curated record. The transcript has 2 exons.